This is a messenger RNA of Rotaria sp. Silwood2, 1875 nucleotides long. The record is from the annotation of a GenBank genome assembly. Lineage: Eukaryota; Metazoa; Rotifera; Eurotatoria; Philodinida; Philodinidae.
AUGAGUGUUAAUUCAUUUGAAAUUUUACCUAACGAUAUUCUUUUUGAAAUUUUUGCUUAUUUGUCUCCAGUUGAUAUUCUUCAAUCAUUGUUUUUAUUGACUAAACGUUUAUCAAGAAUCAUAUCAAAUGAAUAUUUAUGGAACAUUCAUAUUGGUGAUACAACAAUGUCAUUAUUGAUGUUUAAUGAUCAAUGUCAAAAUAUCUUAAAACUAAUAGGUAAUCGGGUUGUUUCAUUACGUCUAACAUUAAUUGAUAUUAUUGGUGGAUGGUCACUCGUUUCAUCUUAUCUUCAGUAUCAUCAGAUAUCAUUACUUCAACGUUUACAUCUGAUUGGCAUCGAACCACAUGAAUUUGAUAAAUUAUUGCGUAAUCACGUAAUAAGACACUUACAUACUUUAUUAGUUGAUGUGACACCAUCUAGUUCGUUUAAAUGUCUUCAAGUUGAAGGAGUUUAUUUAGCUAAGGUGUGUUCAAGAAUGCCUCUUCUAAAAAUUUGUCGACUUUCUUUUGAUCAUAAUUAUAAGAAUGUUAAUCAAAUAGAAAAUGGUUCAUUAGAAUAUCAAAUAACUUUACCGAAUUUAUUAAAAACAAAUCAUCUUCGCACAUUGACUAUUGGUAUACAUACGUCAUAUUUUCUCGAGCGUUUACUAUUAUGUAUACCAUUCAUUGAGAAUCUUUCUUUCAGUAUAAAAGAUCGAGAUAGUGAUGAGUAUGAUACACAUGAUACAAUCUUAUUGCCUACUAGUAUUGAUACUCAUCAUCUUCGAUAUCUAUCUCGUCUACGUAUUAAUUGUAUGAAUAGCAUAAGUUUUCAUCGAAUUAUUGCACUUUUAUCAUCUGUCUUCCGUGAACUUUGUCGUUUGUCAUUAAAAUUAGAAGCAUUUACAUCAAUAUCUGAUCCAUUGACUAUAUCAGGUGACAUUAUUCAACAAUUGUGUAUUGAUCGUCUCCAACCAACGGCAACUUAUAUUCUUAAUCUAUUAUUAUACGUUUUGGAUGACAUUGAAGAAAAAAUAAUUUUCAAUUCAUUUUUUAAAGUUCCAUUUAUUCAUCGACAGCUACCGAGAGUGUUCAUUCAAGAACUUGAUGAUCGAGAUUUCGGUUCUAUAUAUCAUUCUUUUAGGAUAUAUACUUUACCACAUAAUGACACAAUUCUUUCAUCAUACAUGUUCUCUAAAAAUUUUGAAAAGUCUUGUCAAAUGCCGAUUAAUCCAUUAAAUCUAUUUCCACGCGCUCAUUCAUUAUCUCUACGUGGUUAUAAGAGGAACAAUUCUGUUCGAGAACUCGGUAACUGUAGAAGUUCUAUAUCAUCAUUGGUUCCAUGGUCAUCUAUAACAAAUAUUUCAAUCAAUCAUAGUAAUGUUCUUACUCCGGUCACAUUAGAAUCAAUAUUACGAAUGGCUUAUAAUGCACACACACUAGAUUUGUUUGAUCAUAGAGGAAUUUUACUUCGUCCAAUAUUAAAUAAUUAUAAUCUCACAACUCUUAUCAAUCAACAAAUAAAAUCAUUUGAGAUCUUCGAUAUAUCAUUGACAUUGCAAAAUGCUCAACGAAUUUGUACAUUAUUGUCGAAUCGAUUAUCUAACUUAAAGAAACUUUCAUUUUCUAUUUGUGAUGGAUAUGAUCGAUGGCGAUGGCAACCAUCUUGUAUUGUUGAUGGGAAAAACAAAUCUACAAAACGUAUUGUUACUCUUAUUUAUCUGCUUGUUGAUCAAUUACAAAAACUUGUUUCGCUACGUAUCACCUUUUCCAAUUCGAGAUACUCUGAUACACCUUGUUUUCCACAUUUAAUUCGACGACAAUUGCAUCAUUAUCCACUUAAUCAACCAUUUCGAUUAGGAGUUACUUCCAAUAAAAUUCAUAUUUGGCUUUAA